UCUCCCCUCCCUUCGCUCGCCUACGCUUCUGGUUUAUUUGAAGCGUAGAUCUCUCGCUUUCUCUCUCUAACCCACGUUCACCUAUUUGUGAACAACUGAGAGAGAAGAGAUAUAUAGAGAGAAAGAGAGGGAGAGAGCAAGGGAGUCUCUGUGUGGUGCAGAAGAGCUGUUCUGUUUCCUUAUUCUGAAAAAAUUCGCGCGAUACUCAAUAAGGAAGCUUUGAUAUGGCAGCAGCUGCAGCUGGUAUAAGCUAUGCACCUGAGGACCCUGCGCUCCCAAAACCAUGGAAGGGUUUGGUUGAUGAUAAGACUGGAUAUGUUUACUAUUGGAAUCCAGAGACCAAUAUAACCCAAUACGAGAAACCUGUUGUCCCCGGUCACACAAGCUAUACCCCAGCUCAUAAAUCUUUGAGCUCAUCGGUUCAAAAGUCGCCCCAGGGACGAUAUAAUGCAAAUGAUAAUGAUGACAGAUACCCCAGAGCUAGCAAUGGAUCAACAAAGGCUUCUGUACCAGUAGCUUACCAGGACGUCACAAACAGAUCAGAUUAUUCACAGAUUGAUGUAGAGGUAAAAGCCUCUGUUGGAUAUGGUCCUCUUACUUCCAAUGGUGCAGAAGGUAUGGUGUCCGCUGAAGCCUACCGCCGUCGUCAUGAAAUUUCUGUGACUGGUGACAAUGUACCUCCACCAUUCACCUCAUUUGAAGCCACUGGAUUUGCUUCAGAGAUUCUUAGGGAGGUGCAACAUGCUGGUUUUUCUUCUCCUACUCCAAUUCAGGCACAGUCAUGGCCCAUUGCUAUAAAAGGUCGUGAUAUAGUAGCGAUUGCCAAGACAGGCUCCGGGAAAACCUUGGGCUACCUGAUUCCUGGAUUUAUUCAUCUGAAACAAAGGCGUAAUAACCCAAGAUUAGGUCCAACAGUUUUGGUGUUGUCGCCAACAAGAGAGUUGGCUACUCAGAUACAAGAUGAAGCUGUCAAGUUUGGAAGGUCAUCCAAUAUAUCGUGCACGUGUUUAUAUGGAGGUGCACCUAAGGGUCCGCAAUUGAGAGACAUAGACAGAGGUGUUGAUGUGGUCGUGGCAACUCCUGGUCGAUUGAAUGACAUUCUGGAGAUGAGAAGGAUAAGCCUCCAGCAGGUCUCAUAUUUGGUAUUGGAUGAAGCAGACAGGAUGCUGGACAUGGGUUUUGAACCUCAGAUAAGAAAGAUUGUGGCGGAGGUCCCUGUUCGUAGACAAACUCUGAUGUACACGGCAACCUGGCCCAAGGAGGUGCGCAGAAUUGCUUCUGAUUUGCUAGUUAGUCCUGUACAGGUUAACAUUGGAAAUGUUGAUGAGCUCGUUGCUAACAAAGCAAUUACUCAGCAUGUUGAAGUUCUGUCGCCAAUGGACAAACGCAGGCGCCUAGAACAGAUAUUGAGAUCUCAAGAACCUGGGUCAAAGAUAAUAAUUUUCUGCUCUACAAAGAAAAUGUGUGAUCAGCUAGCAGGUAAUCUGACCCGGCAAUUCGGAGCAGCUGCUAUUCAUGGAGAUAAAUCUCAGGGCGAGAGGGAUUAUGUGCUGAAUCAGUUUCGCACUGGAAGAUCCCCAGUGCUUGUGGCCACUGACGUUGCUGCCCGUGGGCUGGACAUUAAGGAUAUAAGGGUGGUUUUGAACUAUGACUUCCCUACAGGAGUUGAGGACUAUGUUCACAGAAUCGGAAGAACUGGCCGGGCUGGUGCCACUGGUGUGGCAUACACUUUCUUUUGUGAGCAGGAUGCAAAACAUGCUUCAGAGCUUAUCAAACUCCUGGAAGGUGCUAGUCAGCGUGUGCCCAGCGAACUCCGUGACAUGGCCUCACGUGGUGGUGGAAUGGGGAGAACAAGGCGUCAGUGGGGCUCAGGCCCUGGCGGCCGUGAUGGAGGUCGCGGUGGCGGGCGUUUCGGUUCUACUCAAAGUGGACGGGAUGGGGGAAGAGGUGGUUGGGGAAUGCCAUCAUCCCAAGAUAGGGCUGGUGGCCGUGAUAGACAUGUCAAUGGAUUCUCUAACGGAUACGAUACAAAUGGCACUGGAAGCUUCCAUCAGAGGAGCUUCCAUGAGAACACAAUCACUGCUCCAAAGAGUAGAGGCAGAAGUCGUAGCAGAAGCCCCAGAAAGAUUUCAGGAUGGGGGGAAAAGCCUCGAAGCCGUAGUCGUAGCAUGGAGAGAUUUCCAUCCAAGAGCACUCGGCCCUCUUCUUAUGGUAACAAGGAUUACAAGUAAAUUAUAAGAAAACCAACAAGGGCACGGUACCUCGAGGCUAGAGGCUCCUUAAAAUCUCCGAAUUCGAGGAUCAGUUUACUAUAUAGUGUUUGUAGAUGGUGUGGCGAUGGAGAGUGAUUUAAUCUGAUUUAUUAGUAAUUAAUGCAAUACACUUUCUCCCCUUGAAAUGUCCAGUAAAGAGAACAUUUAGGGUGACCAAUUUUGCCACAAUUUGUGUUGUACUGAUAAUAUAUUUUUAGACUGCAAUUCUGUUCCAAUAUAUUCUUA
Molecule: messenger RNA, 2498 nt
Organism: Salvia splendens (bonfire salvia)
Lineage: Eukaryota; Viridiplantae; Streptophyta; Magnoliopsida; Lamiales; Lamiaceae
Product: ATP-dependent RNA helicase-like protein DB10
Exons: 9
Coding region: 225-2231 (668 amino acids)
Molecular function (GO): nucleic acid binding; protein binding; RNA helicase activity
Source: RefSeq, a predicted model, not a curated record